Messenger RNA from Rhododendron vialii, 627 nucleotides. Its product is annotated as probable 2' cyclic ADP-D-ribose synthase BdTIR. The record is from RefSeq and is a predicted model, not a curated record. Gene Ontology annotation, biological process: signal transduction. The transcript has 2 exons. The coding region runs from base 1 to 627 and encodes 208 amino acids. Lineage: Eukaryota; Viridiplantae; Streptophyta; Magnoliopsida; Ericales; Ericaceae.
AUGAACCAUAGCUCAAGAGCCAUGAGCUUGAUACAACGCCAAGUUCUCAACCAACGGAGCCGGCCGAUCCGAAUGCCAUGCGACGUCUUCAUCAACCACCGGGGCAUCGACACGAAGCGGACGGUGACCUCGUUGCUCUACGACCACCUCUCCUGGCUGAACCUCCGGCCUUUCUUGGACAACAAGAACAUGAAACCCGGGGACAAGCUGUUUGAGAAGAUCGAUGCAGCGAUAAGGGACUGCAAGGUCGGCGUCACGGUGUUUUCGCCCCGUUACUGCGAGUCGUACUUCUGCCUUCACGAGCUGGCUCUUCUUAUGGAGUCCAAGAAGAAGAUCGUUCCGCUCUUUUGCGACAUCAAGCCAUCAGAGCUGAGGGUUUUGGACACGGGGAGUAUUCCCGAGAUGGGGGUGAAAAGGUUCAAAGCAGCUCUUGAAGAGGCUAAGUUCACCGUCGGGGUCACGUUUGAUUCCGUUAAUGGGAACUGGUCGGAUGCGGUAACAAGUGUUGCUGACAUGGUGAUAGAUAGCCUGAUGGAAGUCCAGGAGGAAGAGCAACUCCGACGCCGGAGUACCGGAAUCUCUUUCCCGGACGUUGCUCAGGCUUCGCCAAUAGUGAAGCAAUACUGA